This is a messenger RNA of Dinoponera quadriceps, 4132 nucleotides long. RefSeq names its product DNA polymerase subunit gamma-1, mitochondrial (gene tam). Gene Ontology annotation, cellular component: mitochondrion; gamma DNA polymerase complex. Gene Ontology annotation, biological process: mitochondrial DNA replication. The record is from RefSeq and is a predicted model, not a curated record. Gene Ontology annotation, molecular function: DNA binding; 3'-5' exonuclease activity; DNA-directed DNA polymerase activity. Bases 208 to 3990 code for a protein of 1260 amino acids. The transcript has 3 exons. Lineage: Eukaryota; Metazoa; Arthropoda; Insecta; Hymenoptera; Formicidae.
UUCACCGGCUUUCGUUACGUGGUCUGAUGCAGACUUGAUUGUUUUGUAUGUUGAACUGAACAAUUUUCUGGAGAUCAUUGAGAACUACUGCUCGUUUUCUUAAAUAAAACAGGAUUUUAUUUCGUCUAAUUUACAAAAUCAGGUACCGAGCACGUGUUUCAUCAUUUCCACGUGAUGUUCGGACAAGGAGAAACGUGAAGCGAUAAAAUGAGGCUGAAGAUUCGUUUGAUUAAUAUUUGCAUCAGGCACAAGUGCACAAACGUGGAGAAUUUUCGAAACUACAAGAAGACUCAAUGGAAAAGGUUGCAAGUGAAAAAUGCUAGAAGUUUGGAUAUCAAGCAGAAGGACCUAACCUCUAAAAACAACAAUAGCGCAACAAACUCUACUUAUAAUACGCCGACAAUACCCAACAAUUUCGAGGAUGGCUUCUGUAAACUGUUUACGAAACCCGAAGGAGUAUCAAGUAAAUUUGAUGUCAAGGUUCGAACGUUUAAAGAGUCGAAGGUAGACGAAGAUGUGAAUUCAAAUGUAGAAUCCAGGGUGAAGGAUGUAAAAAUUAACGAUACCAGUAUACAGGAAACUCAGCGAUUGAAGGAAUCCGAAACCAGCAAAGAUGGUGAAUUAGACGCUAAUCUAAGGAAAGACGGUGUUAGAGUGAACGAAAUAAAUAUGCAGAUGUUGCCCAAAGUAUUGCACGAACAAUUGUUCGGGAAGGAUGAUAAGCAGAAAUUGUCUAACAAAGAAAUCAACGAUAUAAAGAAGCACUUGGGUCUAUACGGUAUAAACGUGGAGGAUGCGAGUAGGCUGCCGGACGUAAACAUGAAAUUGCCAACUCUGGAGGGGAAGGAUGUGGAAGAGCACUUCUACAACAUCGGGAAAGCGCAGGUUAAGCCUUACCUCAAGAUUAUAAACAAGAUAAUGAAGGACAUUCCCGAGAUGCCGAAGCAAUGGCUUUUCAAGGAAGGAUGGACCAGAUAUACGGCGGAUGGCGCAGAGAGUGUGGAUUACCCACUGGAGGACGGCGUGAUCUUCGACGUUGAAGUGUGCAUGAAACACGGUUCUUCGCCCACCAUUGCCACCGCUGUCAGCGAUAAGGCUUGGUACGGUUGGGUAUCGGAUUCCUUAAUAGAGGGUCGAGUUCCUUUGCCUUACAUGAUGGACACCGGCCAGACGUUCGACACACAAUUAUACAAAGAGAGUAUGCUCGUUCCUAUGGAGAGUCGCGGAGAGGAGUACGGACAGAAGUUGAAUCAGCAUCAGAAGAAACCGAAGAUUGUCGUGGGUCACAAUGUGUCGUACGACCGAAGUAGAAUCAAGGAACAGUAUUGGAUGAAUUGCACGGGUACUCGUUUCCUCGACACCAUGUCGUUGCACGUGUGCGUCAGCGGUUUCAACAGCUAUCAAAGAUCGCUGCUGAUGUCGAAGAAGGAGGACUCCGUGAAGGACGACUGGCAGGCCAACACUUCUCUGAACAACUUGGCGGAAGUGCACAAGCUGUACUGCGGCCACGAGAUAAGCAAGCAGGCGAGAGAAAUAUUCAUCGAAGGCACUCUCGAAGAUGUUAAGAACAACUUUGACGUACUGAUAUCCUACUGCGCCUCCGACACGGUCGCCACUCAUAAUAUACUGGCCAAGAUAUUUCCACUCUUUCAGGAGAGAUUCCCGCAUCCGGUCACCCUAGCCGGAAUGUUGGAACUCGGCUCAGCUUAUUUACCGGUGAACUCCAACUGGCAGAGAUACCUGAAGGAAGCCGAGGGCACGUUCGACGACUUGAACUACGAGGUCAAGUUCACUCUCGCACAGAAAGCCAAAGCCGCCUGCCAGCUAAUGCACGGUGAGAAAUAUAAGGAGGACCUGUGGAUGUGGGAUCAAGAUUGGAGCACACCGACGCUCAAGUUGAAGAAGAAGCCGUCGACGUCCGCGGAGACGAGCGUGAGGAAGAGAUACACGAUCGAGAAGUCGAGCGACGCGAAGUACCUGUCGGACGACGAGGAAGAAGAGGAGGAUCCCCUGGCCAAAGAGUUCGCGUACUUGGAAGAGAUGAGGUAUUUGUUGCCGAGCAAGAUGCCCCACAUGCCGGGAUACCCAGCCUGGUACGGGAAGCUCUGUCCCAAGCGGAGCGACAAGGAUUGGGCGCCGGGCCCGCGGAAAAUCAGCACCUCCAUGAGGGUGGUCCCUAAGCUGCUGAGACUUACUUGGGAGAAAUACCCGCUGCACUACAUAAAGGAGCACGGCUGGGGGAUCUUGGUGCCUUACAACGACGAUCCCGGCAUCGAGACCGAACUCCCGUUGAAGAGUCUCCUGGCGCACUGCCCGUUGCCGACGAUCGACAAUCGGGAAUUCCGGGACACCUCCGGCGACGCGAUGACCACCCUGAGCGCCGACGUGCAGAACGACCUUCACAAGACCGAGUUCUGGCGGUUCAAGAAGGACAAGAAGCCGAGGACCGAGCCGUACGAGGCAGUGUACAAGGGCACUGCCGAGUGGUGCAACGUCGACAUCGACAAUUGCUGUUACUUCUUCAAAUUGCCGCACAAGGACGGCAAGGGGAAGAACGUGGGGAAUCCUUUGUCCAAGGAUUUCCUCAACAAGUUCUCGGAGAACGUGCUGGCCGGGUUGGACGCGAGCGCGACCGAGGUGCUGAAGAACGCCCGCAUGCUGUCGUAUUGGCGGAACAAUCGCGACCGGAUCUUGUCGCAGCUGGUGGUGUGGUUGGACGAUCGUUCGCUGCCCGGCGGAGUAACGAAGCUGAAGAGCAAGCGGAUGGCGCGUUACGGCGCGAUAAUCCCUCAGGUGGUGGUGUCGGGCACGCUGACGCGGCGUGCCGUCGAGCGCACGUGGAUGACCGCGUCGAACGCCUCCUCGGAGCGCAUCGGCUCCGAGCUGCGCUCGAUGGUGCAGGCGCCGCCUGGCUACAACAUCGUGGGCGCGGACGUGGACAGCCAGGAGCUGUGGAUCGCCUCGAUGAUCGGCGACGCUCAUCAUACCGGCGGGAUACACGGCGCCACGCCGUUCGGCUGGAUGACCCUGAUCGGCGCCAAGUCCAACGGCACCGACAUGCACAGCGUCACCGCCAAGGCGGUCGGCAUCUCGCGCGACCACGCCAAGGUCAUCAACUACGCCAGGAUUUACGGGGCCGGUCAGAAGUUCGCCGUGCAACUGCUCAAGCAGUUCAACCCGUCCAUGACGGACGCCGAGGCGGUCGCCAAGUCGCGCAAAAUGUUCGCUCUCACCAAGGGCAAGAAGGUGUACCGGCUGAAGGCCGAGUUCCUUGAUGACAACCUGCAGGAUGAGCCUUUCACCUCGUAUCAGGCGUAUCAGGCGGCGAAGUUAUACGGCAAGAGCGUGCAAGAGAUGUUCCAUAAGAGCGAGUGGCUCGACGGCUCGGAAUCGGCCAUGUUCAAUCGGCUGGAGGAGAUCGCCAGCAGCGAGUAUCCGGUCACGCCGUUUCUCAACUCAAGAUUGAGCCGCGCCCUGGAGACCAGCAAUACCGGCGAGGAGGACAACUUCUUGCCCACGAAGAUCAACUGGGUGGUGCAGAGCGGCGCGGUCGACUUCCUUCAUCUCAUGCUGGUCUCCAUGAGGUGGCUGAUGCGGGACAACGCGAGGUUCUGCCUGUCCUUUCACGACGAGGUGCGGUAUCUCGUGCCGUCCAGGCACAAGUACAACGCCGCACUCGCCAUGCACAUGACGAAUCUGCUGACGAGGGCGUUCUGCGCCUCGAGAGUCGGUAUGCGGGACUUACCGAUGUCGGUGGCGUUCUUCACGUCCGUGGAAGUGGACACCGUUCUGCGCAAAGAAUCCGCCCACGACUGUAAGACCCCGUCGAACCCUCACGGGCUGCAAAACGGAUACGAUAUACCGCCCGGCGAGAGCCUAGACGUGUGGACCGCCCUGGAGAAGUCCGGCGGCUCGCUGGGAUGGUGGCACGAUGCGAAAGAUCGCAAAGCCAAAGCAGCGGACUCGGCCGUUGAGGAACUUUCCGCUUAAAGCCGUAUCGCUUCACGUGAAUCACGGAAAUCACGACGUUAAUUUUGUGUCAUCGUUUUGCAGGUCACGAUGUUUAAAGCAACGAAACGCAACAAGCACAUCAUUUACGACGAUCUGAGUGUACCCACGGAUUCUCAAUGCA